AUGGAGUCGGGACCCUUCGACAACAGAGAGGUACUUUAUCUACAGCAUGAGCAUAGGUCCCAGUAUAUAUGGAAUGCACCGGUAUCCUCUAGAAGAGUGGUCCGUACCCGUUUGGGGGAGUCAGCAUGGGAUAUGCUAGAGGCUAUUCGCCCACAUCCCCGUGUCAUAGAUAUACUACGUCGGGGUGGUAUCUACCGGUGCAUCGAGGCAUUGUAUAGAGUGGAGCCUCCGGAGAUGCUGCCGUAUCACCAGGAGUUGGCUAGGCUCACUGGUUACGAGCCUCUGCAGAGGGAUAUGCAUGUACGGAGUCGGUUGUUGCGGUCCUCCCUCCAUGCUCACUUGCGCCUCGUAGAUCUGCAGGGUCCGAUUGACGAGGCGACGCCUCAGGCUGAUGUCGACCGACGUGCUCGCUUAUAUCUUCUCAUCAUAUUCGGAGGCAUCAUGUUCCCGAACACGUCGGGUGCGGAUAUGAGCAUUAGGUAUCUACUCUUUAUUGAGGACCUGGACCAGCUGGGAUGUUAUAGUUGGGGUGCCGCUGUCCUGGCUUGCAUGUACAGAUGA
This is a messenger RNA of Lycium barbarum (goji berry), 561 nucleotides long. Its product is annotated as serine/threonine-protein phosphatase 7 long form homolog. The record is from RefSeq and is a predicted model, not a curated record. Bases 1 to 561 code for a protein of 186 amino acids. NCBI's taxonomy places the organism in Eukaryota, Viridiplantae, Streptophyta, Magnoliopsida, Solanales, Solanaceae. The transcript is spliced from 2 exons.